Messenger RNA from Phodopus roborovskii (desert hamster), 2016 nucleotides. Its product is annotated as zinc finger protein 54-like. NCBI's taxonomy places the organism in Eukaryota, Metazoa, Chordata, Mammalia, Rodentia, Cricetidae. The record is from RefSeq and is a predicted model, not a curated record. Gene Ontology annotation, biological process: regulation of cytokine production; negative regulation of transcription by RNA polymerase II; regulation of immune system process.
AUGGCUGGUUCUCUAGUAAGCAUAUCCCAGGGUCUAUUGACAUUCAAGGAUGUGCAUGUGGACUUUUCCCAAGAGGAAUGGAAGUGCCUGGACUCUGCUCAGAGGGCUUUGUACAUUGAUGUGAUGCUGGAGAAUUACAACAAUCUGGUCUCUGUGGAGAAAUAUUUCAUAUGUGAUCCUGUCCAUCAACUCGGGAAAACUGAAAAGGAGUCUUGUCAGUGUAAUGAGCUCGGAAAUAUUUUUCAUGACCCCUCUACAUGUGCACUUUUUAGAACGAGUGAAACUGUAGAAAACUCUAAUAACUACGGAUGCAGUAAUUACAGGGAUGCCUCCGUUGACUCAUCAAACCCAGAGAGACAUGAAAGCAUGCACACUGGAGAAGAACCUUGCAAUUCUAAAGAAAGUGAGAAAUCCUUAAAUGUGUGUUCAAGCAUUACUCAACAUCACAGACUCUACACUGCAAAGAGCAAGCACAGGGAGGGAGAAUAUGAACGUCUUGACACUACAUAUAGUCUUUUUCAACAACCAAUCUGCAUUGGAAAGAAACCAUACCAGUGUGGGAAAUGUAAAAAAUUCUAUAGUACUUCUUCAUAUCUCACUGUGCAUCAGAGAAUUCACACAGGAGAGAAGCCUUACAAAUGUAAAGACUGUGACAAAUCCUUUAUUAUGAAGUCAAGUCUUAUAAAACAUGAAAGAAUUCAUACCGGAGAGAAGCCUUACACAUGUAAGGACUGCAACAAAUCCUUUAAUGUGAGUUCAAAUCUUACAAUGCAUAAAAGAAUUCAUGCAGAAAAGAAGCCUUACAAAUGCAAAGACUGUGACAAAUCCUUCAGUACAAGGCCAUGUCUUACAGUGCAUCAGAAAAUACAUACAGGAGAGAAGCCUUACACAUGUAAGGACUGUGACAAAUCCUUUAUUAUGAAAUCGAAGCUUAUGCAGCAUCAAAGAAUUCAUACAGGAGAGAAGCCUUACACAUGUAAGGACUGUAACAAAUCGUUUAAUGUGAGGUCAUAUCUUAUACUGCACCAGAGAAUUCAUACAGGAGAGAAGCCUCACAAAUGUAAAGACUGUGACAAAUCCUUUACUAUGAAAACAACUCUUACAGUGCACCAGAGAAUUCACACAGGAAAGAAGCCUUACACAUGUAAGGACUGUGACAAAUCCUUUGUUAUGAAGUCAAAACUUACUCAGCAUCAGAGAAUUCAUACAGGAGAAAAGCCUUACAAAUGUAAGGACUGUGAGAAAUCCUUUGCUGUGAGGCCAACUCUUAGAGAGCAUCAAAGAAUUCAUACAGGAGAAAAGCCUUACAAAUGUAAGGACUGUGAGAAAUCCUUCACUGCAAAGUCAACUCUUACACAGCAUCAGAGAAUUCAUACAGGAGAGAAGCCUUACAAAUGCCAGGAAUGUGACAAAUCAUUUACCACAUGCACAUAUCUUAGAGAGCAUCAGAAAAUUCAUACUGGAAAGAAACCUUACAAAUGUGGAGAAUGUAGCAGAUCUUUUGCUACACUCACAUAUCUUAAAAAACAUCAGAAAAUUCAUACUGGUUAGAAACCUUACAAUCCUGCACCUUGGAGGAGUCGCACGGUGCAGAUCUGGGUGCGGAGGACACGGCGGGUGCCGCGGGGACCUGAAAACUCCGGAGCCGCAGUCUCCACGCUUGCGGCCUGGAAAAGUCACAGUCAGCAGCGCAGUGGCGGGAACCGCAGCCCGGCGGCCCUGGAACCUCCCAGUGUGCUUUUAUCCACCGUUGAUUUUGCCAUCUCGGACAUGAAUGUGCACACUGUUGGAAACACAGUAUUCCGCAAAGUGUCUUUGCCAGGCCUUAUGGACCGCUGUCAGUUGAAGGCUAGUAGCGUGUACUUACAGACUUCAAGGAUAGUCACUUCUGUUGACAUUCAGGGAUGUGGCUGUGAACUUCACAUGGGAGGAGUGGGAAUGCCUGGACUCUGCUCAGAGGGCUUUGUACAUUGAUGUGAUGUUGGAGAAUUACAGCAACCUGGUCUUUGUGGGUGA